GCGCUGGCCGCUCAGCCGGACCUGGGGGGAAGCGGCCGGUGCCAAGCUCCUGCCUGGAAAAGCGUGGCUUUGCAAAAGCCCUGCCAUGCAGAGCGCGCGCGGCAUCGGCCUCUUCCUGCAAAAGCAAUGCCUCUGCCUGGGCUUCCUGCUGCUCCACCUCCUGGGCCAGGUAUCUGCGACUCAGCGCUGUCCAUCCCCGUGCCCGCCCCAGUGCCCCACGACACCGCCUAGCUGCGCCCCCGGGGUGCGCGCCGUGCUGGACGGCUGCUCCUGCUGCCUCGUGUGCGCUCGACAGCGCGGGGAGAGCUGCUCCGAGCUGGAGCCCUGCGACCCAAGCAGUGGCCUCUACUGUGACCGCAGCGCGGACCCCAGCAACCAGACUGGCAUCUGCAUGGCACUAGAAGGAGACAACUGUGUGUUCGACGGAGUCAUUUACCGCAGUGGAGAGAAGUUUGAACCAAACUGUCAGUACCACUGCACCUGCAGAGACGGACAGAUAGGCUGCGUGCCCCGCUGCCAGCUGGAUGUGUUGCUGCCUGGACCAGACUGCCCGGCUCCGAGAAAAGUGGCGGUGCCUGGAGAGUGCUGCGAGAAGUGGACCUGCAGCCCAAACGAGGAGACAUUUGGAGGCCUGGCCCUCCCAGCCUACAGACCAGAAGCCACUGUAGGAGUUGAAGCUUCUGACUCCAGCAUCAACUGCAUUGAGCAGACCACUGAGUGGAGUGCCUGUUCCAAGAGCUGUGGGAUGGGCUUCUCCUCCCGGGUCACCAACAGGAAUCGUCAGUGUGAGAUGGCGAAGCAGACCCGGCUGUGCAUGGUGCGGCCCUGUGAACAAGAGCCAAGGCAGCCAGAAGACAAGAAAGGAAAGAAGUGUCUCCGCACCAAGAAGUCACUGGAGGCCAUCCACCUGCAGUUCAAGAACUGCACCAGCCUGAACACCUACAAGCCCAGGUUCUGUGGGGCCUGCAGUGACGGCCGCUGCUGUACCCCCCACAAUACCAAGACCAUCCAGGUGGAGUUCCAGUGCUCCCCAGGGCAGAUCCUCAAGAAGCCAGUGAUGGUCAUUGGGACUUGCACCUGUCACACCAACUGUCCUCAGAACAAUGAGGCCUUCCUUCAGGACCUGGAGCUGAAGACCAGCCUAGGGGAAAUGUGACGUGUGUCCCCAGGAAGCUUACCUACAGAGCUGCUGCUGCCUGGCCGACCAUCAGCUGAUUCUAAGAGAAAUAAUGCAGAAACGCAUUGCAUCCUUCAGUCCUGUGUGUGUUUUUCUGUGAUCCUAUAUUUGUCUCUUAAGUAGUGGAAGAUAGUCCAGCUGUAAACCUGGAAUCAAGGUAACCUCAGGAUAUGGCUUAGGGAUGACUUACUUUCCUGUGAUACUUAUUACAGUGCAAAUUUCUAUAAAUGCAGAAGCAAAUUAAUUUACUUUGCAGACUGGAUCAUGUUACAUUCAUGUUGCUGUGCACUAGAUGAAUUCUAAGGAAAUGUCGCAGUAACAAAUGACUGAGUGAAAUCUAGUAUUAUACUGAACACGUUGUACAAAUACUUCACCAUAUACUGAAGCUUGACUUGAGGUAUCUCUAUUGGGCUCCCUUUUGGGGUAGGUCAACUCUGCACUUCCAAGUUCAAUAUAAAACAUGCACCUCUUCAACAUGAAGUUCAGGGACUACCUUUCCAUGUAGCUGUGCACUCAGCAACAUACUGUAGCUGCAGUAAUGAAGUGCUUGUACAUUGAAUGGACUGAGGUCAUGAGCUUCCUCCAUUGCAGAUAGAUUGACUCCUUUCCGACAGAAAGAAGCUAAACAGAAAACUCCUCAUGCACAGUGACGGAGCUUCUCAGCCUCACGUACUUGUAUUCUGGAGGCUGCCGGGGCUCACUCAUUCAUAAGUCAGCAGGAGUUCCCUUGUGAGAAAGGAAAUUGAGUUCACUGAGGCCCAAGGCACUUGAAUACAACUUCUGAUGACUUUCAGGCAUGCUUUUAAGUCCAAAAAGAGGAGCAAAAUCCACAAGGUUGUGGCAGUAAGAAACCACAAAUUUUGUGAGUUUUAAAUUAUAGAAGACAUGGCCAAAACACAAACUUGGGUCUUAUGAAAACUCACGAUCAAGACAUGGAUGUGUGCAUACUACAUCUAACAGGUCGGACAGGCUACAAAAGUUAAUCUGUACAUGCCUCAAAUGUCACCACAUGUGUUCCACUUUUCUCCUUUAAAGUAUUUAUAAAACUAUAAAUUAUACAUUUUGUAAAAUAUUCAUGGUAAUCUCUCUACUUUUCAGACAUGACUGAUAAACAUGAUGUUACCAGUGUGACUGAUUCUGGUUUUGUAUUACAAGUUUAAUGUUGAUGAUUGAAAAUAAAAAUUUAUGAGUUAA
Messenger RNA from Jaculus jaculus (lesser Egyptian jerboa), 2371 nucleotides. It is a transcript of the gene Ccn3, whose product is annotated as cellular communication network factor 3. Lineage: Eukaryota; Metazoa; Chordata; Mammalia; Rodentia; Dipodidae. The transcript has 5 exons. The coding region runs from base 86 to 1156 and encodes 356 amino acids. The record is from RefSeq and is a predicted model, not a curated record. Gene Ontology annotation, molecular function: integrin binding; heparin binding. Gene Ontology annotation, cellular component: extracellular matrix; extracellular region. Gene Ontology annotation, biological process: signal transduction; cell adhesion.